UGCGGGGCUGCGGGAGCGGGGCCGCGGGCAGCAUCACUCCUGCGGGAUGCCGGCGGUGGGAUGGAUGAUGUCCGCCCCGCUGCCGGCAGCGCCCGCCCUGUGAUUCCCGCCUGCCGCCGGCUCCGCUCCCAGACAAAGGCUGAGCUCAGCGCCCGCGGGCGGCUGGACCUGGGCUACCCACGGCAGCGCUCCCCAGCUUCCCCUGCACCUCCCCGCCAACACCCCGCAGACGGAUCAGAGCUCAUCUUUUGUCCCCGCAAGGAUUAACUCCCCGGGGAGCGGCGGCGGAGGCUGAGCCCACGCUGCCAGCCUGCUUCAGCACGCUCAGGAGUUUCGGAGCCAAGCUCCCGGCAGCUAAUCCCCCUCGCAGCCGGGGCUGAGGAGGAUGGGGAGAGCCGGCAGGUGAAGGGACAGCAGGGAAGAGGACGGGAGGAGUGUCACACACACACACACGGCACACGGCAGCGGAGCGGAUCGCAUCGCGUCGGAUCGGCGGCUGCGUGCGGGGAGCUCCGCAGGGACCCAGCCCGCAAUGAAACCAGCUGGAGCAUCAGGAGAGAGGAUCCGCUCGCUUGGAAAAGUCUUUAAGGAAUCGAUCGGGAGAUGCCGGUAGAAGAAGUUGCCGAAAGCCAGGCUGGAAUGGGCCGGAGCUGCGCGCCGCCGGCCCCGUCGCACAGCGGAGCAGCCGAACUUUGUGGGGUCUGAGCGUUUGUCCCCUCUGCCAACGGGAGAGCCAGCACCGCACCGCGCACCGGGAGCCUGACCGAGCCUGGGGCAGAGGCAGCGGGGGUUUCUGUCUCAACAAGGACCAUCGCCUCUGAAACAAAAAACAAAAAACAAAAAAUAAAGCUGGAGAAGGGCAAUUUAUCUUUCUUUUCCAGAUGACUGAAAAUAUCUACAGGAUCCUGUCUCUCCGGUGUUCAUCGGUGAGUAGCGUAAGGGACAGGCGGCUGAGGAACAAAAAUGAUAUCGGUCAAAAUCAUUCCAGCACCUACUUUUUCCUAAGGAACUUCAUGCCCAUAGGGGUUUUCUGCGGGCAUUUCCAGGAGUGAGGCGAGGGACCACAGAUGCAUCCCUACCGGAUCAUGUAAGAAUUUGCAAAUGAGAAACGUACCCCAUCCAGACCUUCUCUGCCCGCUUUGCAGUACAUGGUUUGGUGUAAGCACAGCAAUUCUCACCUCUUUCUCUCCCUUUUAAGUCUCUUGAGCUUGGAGACCUCUUUCCUCAUUGCAAUUAUGAUUAUUUGCAACAUCAGUGCCAUCAAAGAUUGGAGCACUUUCCUUUCCCAAAUCCUCCCCAGCGUUAACAAGACUCUGAACUUGGUACAGCAAGUGGAAGCCACCACCAGCUCGGUGGUGAGUGUCCUCCAGGACCCCGAGCAGGACAACUACCUGUCCAAUAGCCAGUCCAUGAACUCCAGCAACUUCACAGCUGGCCUGGACCACUUGUUCCAGUACUCAUACUCGGACAAUGACCAGCUCUACAAGGAGUACAAACCCCCUCCUCGAGAUGCCAUUCCUCUGCCCAAGGCUGUCCUCUACCUCCUCAUGGCAGCCCUGGUGGUGGUGGCAGUGGCGUACGCCAUCGUCGGGCAUCUCAUCAAGGACCUCAUCUACGACUUUGUAGACUGGAUCUUUGGCCCCAACCCGGAUGACAACAGCAACAAGAGCGACAUCAACUGCAUCAGCAACAGCGUCAACGAGAUGAGCGAGCUGCCCGAGGCGCCGCAGCGGCAGCACCGGGAGCGGCAGCCCCAGGACGUGGUCAUUGCCAUCAGCGAGACCUGCCACCUGCCGCAGCAAACGUGACCGGCGCCACGCCCGGGCCGGGCGGGAUGGAGCAGCGGGAUCGGCAUGGAGCGGCGGGAUGCGCAGGAGGGAUGGAGCAGCGGGAUGGAGCAGCGGAACACGGCAGCAGCCGCCCCGCAGGGCCGGGCGGGGAGAGGAUGGGACGGGCAGAGCCGGCCCUGGAGCAAAGCCCUCCUCCCCCUGGUUGUACCAGCCUCUAAGGACCUUGUGGGGGUGGGUGGCAUCACCCCUUCUCCCAGGCUUGUCAGCCCUUGGGUUUGUGACCCCCUCUUUGUUCCCUGUGAAUAGCAAAAAAGAAAAAGCAAAUGCAAAAAUACACCCACCAGACAAAGCUUGCAAGAGGAAUGA
Melospiza melodia melodia is the source of this 2156-nucleotide messenger RNA. RefSeq lists its product as uncharacterized. The transcript has 3 exons. Lineage: Eukaryota; Metazoa; Chordata; Aves; Passeriformes; Passerellidae. The record is from RefSeq and is a predicted model, not a curated record. Bases 1149 to 1808 code for a protein of 219 amino acids.